UGCGUACUCGGCAUCGGCGUGACGGAGAGGCUGUGUGGGCGAACGCGUACGGGAAAUAAACAGAGUGCGGCGUGUAGUAGUGGUGGCGAGAGAGCGCGCGUUUAACAACCAUGUCGUCGUCGAACAAGAAGGCCAAGGAGCAGGAGGAUCCGGGCUCGGGUGAGGGGGACGCCCGCGACUACGACGUCGAGAUACAGAAGACCCUCGAGGAGAUCGACGGCUGUCAGAAUCAAAUCGAUGGCCUGAACGAGAAGGCCAGCGACGAGAUCCUCGAGGUCGAGAAGAAGUAUAACAAGCUGCGCAAGCCCUACUUCCAGAAGCGCAACGACAUCAUCAAGAGGAUACCCAACUUCUGGGUCACCGCUUUUGUAAACAACAAAGAAAUAGCAGACAUAUUGGAAGAAGACGAGGAAGACGCACUGAGAUUCUUAAACAAAUUAGAAGUUGAAGAAUUUGAAGAUAUCAAAUCUGGCUAUAGGAUUAAUUUUUACUUUGACAAGAAUCCAUAUUUUGAAAAUGACGUUUUAACUAAGGAAUUUCAUCUAGGGUCUUCUGGAGAUCCAGCAUCUCAAAGUACACAGAUUCGUUGGAAAGAGGGUCGGGAUUUAACAAAGAGAGCAAAAACCAAAGCACCGCUGAAAGGACGCAAGAGGCCACUCAAACAUAGGUCAUUUUUCGAUUGGUUCACGGAUCACGGAGAUCCAAGCUCAGACGAGAUAGCUGAACUAAUUAAGGAUGAUAUGUGGCCUAACCCACUGCAGUAUUAUCUGGCUCCGGAUAUAGACGUUGAGAAUGGUAUUGAGGGCGAUGGUGAGGAAUGCGAAAGUGAAGAGGAGGAUGAAGAGGAGGAUGGUGCGGAUGAUGGCGAUGAUGGGGGAGAAGGAGAGGAAGGAGACGACAGCAUAGUGGUAGUGGAGGAUGACGUGGAUGAAGAUGACGAUGAGGACGAGGCUGUGAACGAUGAAGACGAUGGCGUCAACGAAGAGGAUGAUCUGUUGGUGGACGAUGAAGUGGAUCAUGAUGAGGGAGAAGAACCUGAAUAAAGUUGGAAUGUCCGGCUUCUGACAUUGUACUCCGCAAAUAACAUGAACAAGAAAAAAAAAAGAAAAAUGAAUGAAAAUGUGUGCACCGAAUCAAUCAAGAGCAGAUAGUCUAGUGGACUGAAAAUAUUACGCCAUAUGAAUAAAUCUCAGGACGCAUGCUUUUUUUUCCUCGUAUAUACGAAAAUAGAGAAGCCAGAAUUUAAAGGAUCUUAGACUCUUUCGAUUGAGAACCUGUGUAUAAAAAUACAGCAUUUGUUAAGAUAAUAUAGAAAGUGGUUUGAAAGGAAAGGGUCUGGAUUGGAUUAGAUAGGUUUCCACCAUUGCACUAAAUCUGUAAUCGGAACGUAGUACGAAUUCCUCAGUUAUAUUCAUAUGGCCUAGUCUCGUCGUUUCCUUAAUGAAAUAUGCGACAGAAAAAAAUGUCCGCUUGGUUCUUAAUAUCGCGGAUUUUAUCGAUAAGUUAGGAUAAAAUAUAGAAACGAGGCACUAGGUGGGGAGUUCCAUUUGCUUUCUCAUAAAAAUGAUUCUUUAGAUAUGACUUCCAGAACGAGGUGUUUUUAAAGUAGAAUUUUUGAGAGUGACAACUGUCAUUCCUCCUUUUCCGCACGUACACACGGACCUUCACAUAACCAUUGUCUUAUUACUUUUUGAAUAAAACACGUAGAAUAAAGAUUUUAUCCUUUGCUACGAUUCAUUUUUUUUUUAUAAUCACAUGUGUCGUCUAUUAUUAGUCUGGAGAGUGGUGGAUAGUGAUAAAAACUUUUGAAUGAUUCAUAAUUGUUACUAACUUAUUUAAUUUAUAUUACCGCAGACUACAACACAGACUGCAUUUUUACUUUACCUGACAUUUUUUAAAUGUAAUCUUAUAUUAAUAGGCAUGAGAGAAAUAUCGGUGGUGCCCCGUUAUAAGUUACACGUAAAAAAAUUUACAUUAUGCAUACAUGGCAUAUAACUAUGACAUAGCACAUAUAAUUUUGGCUAUAUCAUGUUACAAUGUUGCCUCUAAUAAACGAAAACGCAUAGAUACUGUAUUCAUAUAUUAUUAUAGAAUACUUUUACUCGCAGCUAUGUAACGGAGCUGUUGUUUUGUUAUCUUAAUACUUUAGUUUGAAUUUUAUAAACCGAUUACCAUACUCGAGCAAUAUAGAAAUGUGUUGCUACGCUCAAGGAAUUAUGUACAAUUCGAUAAAAACUUUCGAUAAAAAAUUGCAACGUAAAAUUGUGUAUUUUAUUACUCACGGACAAAUGAGAUGUGCUCUGUAUCGAGAUCCGUUUCGAUUAGCAUUGAUUCUCUGUUGGACGAUCGUCCGAGGAAUUCAAGUUCAAUUUUUAACGAUGAUAUCCAUCGCAAAGCUUGUCACACUCAAAAAGAUAAUAUCUUCAUCUUGUCACACCUCGUUCACGUUCUUCCACACUUCGUGUCACGAUUUACCCAUAUAAAGUAAGUGUUUCGUGAGACAUUUCUUACAUUUGAUACAUCGCGUACUCCUAACGAUGAUUUCACUGUAGGAGAUUAUCGUAUUAUAUGGCAAAGGUGAAAUCAAGAUACGAAAUCACGACGUCGCUCUUACUGUCUCUUCUCUAAUCGGCGUCAAUAGACGAGAAAUACACAAGUUGUCGGUUACACAUUCGCAUCAGUAAACAGAAUCUCAUUGGUUACUCUGCAUUCUUCGAAGCCUAGGAGGAAACAAGUAAUUACUAUAUCUCGAAUAGAAAACGCUCGUAGUCGAUUUGAUAAGAUAAGCUGUAAUUGUCUAAUUUUAGAAUAAAGUACAACAGCGAUAUUUUUUAAUUAAGGAUAUAUAUAUUCUCGUGUUGUUUUAUUAUUCGGAUAUGCGGUUCUGUCAGUAUUUAUUAGAUUAAUACGUGUUACCGCUAACAUGUGUGAGAAAAGGAAGUAUUGUCAAAAUUAUAGAAAUGAUAAGACCAAUAAGAUUCGUAUUUUACCAUUAGACAUUUGUGUGUUUGUAUAUUACAUUCAUUGAUACCUAUUGUUUCGAUUCCGUUGCGUCUUACGUGAGAAAGGAUAGUUAUCUUGGAAAGAGAGCGACGAGUUGUAAUAAAUUUUUUACAUCGUGCAUUCUCUCACGGAGAGAUGUGCGAAAACUGCUCUCUUUUUUUUUUGCCGCACGAAGAAUAAAUGUGUCCUUAGCGAGGAUGAGACGCGCGAGAACACGAGAAUCAAGUGUAAACCUUCACGUCGGACGACGUACCCGUGUUACGCAAACACGCAUCAGAUCAGAAUAAAGUUGCCAGUUUGAGAU
This is a messenger RNA of Wasmannia auropunctata (little fire ant), 3307 nucleotides long. RefSeq names its product protein SET (gene Set). Gene Ontology annotation, biological process: nucleosome assembly. Gene Ontology annotation, molecular function: histone binding; chromatin binding. Gene Ontology annotation, cellular component: chromatin; nucleus. The coding region runs from base 111 to 1043 and encodes 310 amino acids. The transcript has 5 exons. Lineage: Eukaryota; Metazoa; Arthropoda; Insecta; Hymenoptera; Formicidae. The record is from RefSeq and is a predicted model, not a curated record.